UUGAUUGGAACUGUAAGUGACAGGUAUCAUCAUCAGUUCUCUUUGCUAAAAAACAGUCAACAGGAGCUACAGCUACAGUCAUCAACAUGCUCAUGGAAGAAACGCUGAGCGUACAACAUAUCUUUCACUACAAUAUUCUUCCACAAUGGCUGAUAAUCUACAAGUUUCUAAUGUUCCACUUACAAUGUGUAGUUGUCCAGUAAACCUGUAAUCUGCAUAGUACAACUGAACACCACUCUGGUAAACCAUGUUCUGUUUGAUGGCUUGCAAUCAUGUAUGGCAGAGUAGCUCCUCCUCACACGCAAUGCUAAAACACUGUCCGUUUGUUAUCACUGACAACCAAGUGCCUUGCAUACAGUGGCUCAGCUGCUCUCAUCUGCUUGCAGGGUCACAUUCAGUUACUCAUUCACAUAGCUCUGAUUUUAAAUGCAAGCUUUUUUUGUUUGCUGAUUGCUUUUUCUUUCUUGCCGCACUUCUCCUCCCCCUCCUCUCUAUCCAACAGCCAGCUACAGCCUUGGCUACGAAGCUACCAACCAGUUACUACACGCAUUUACAAGAGAGAAGCAGGCAGACAAAAGGGGACAGCAGAUAACCAUGGCAUCAGCUGGUCUGCAGUUCUUUGCUUUUAUGCUGGCUCUUUUUGGCGCUUUUGGAGACAUUGCAGCCACCUUGCUACCGAACUGGAAGGUAAAUGCAGAUGUUGGUUCCAACAUCAUAACGGCUAUAACGCAGAUGCAAGGACUGUGGAUGGACUGCACGUGGUACAGCACCGGGAUGUUCAGUUGCACCCUGAAAUACUCCGUUCUGUCUCUCCCCAUCUACAUCCAGACUGCACGAACCACCAUGGUACUGUCUUGCAUCCUAUCAGCCUUUGGGAUCUGCAUCACUACAGUUGGAAUGAAAUGCACAAAGUUGGGAGGGGACACUGAUAGCAAAAGUCACACUUGUUUUGCUGGAGGAGUCUGCUUCAUUCUCGCAGGAAUUUUUGGAUUAAUACCAACAUCUUGGUACACAAGAGAAAUCAUUUCCAAUUUUCUGGACCAGACCAUUCCAGAGAGCAGUAAACACGAACCGGGAGGAGCGGUUUAUAUAGGAUUCAUUUCAGCAGGGUUUCUGCUUGUUGCAGGUAUGAUUUUCUGCACUUCCUGCUUUAAAAAGCAGCAAGGAGCAUGGAUUUAUCCUCCAAAGCAGCAGCAUCUCCCAUCCACAAUGCAGGAGAGCAAUGCAGGUUACAACCUGAAGGACUACGUGUAAAUACCAUUAUUUUUAUCCAUUGAGGCUUUUUUAUUUUAUGCUAAGCGUACUCUGAUUACUUUAAAGAACGUGUAACACCUAAAUUUUCUUACAUCUGGGCUGCAAUUCUAUUUAUAUAAGGUAUUUUCCUCUUAGUGGUAUCAGCAAAAAGAACAAGUUAAGAAGCAAUGCUUGAGCCUGCCGCAAGAGUACUUUUUUGAUUGACUUUUCAAACCAUUUUCUUUGACUUUCCAAGUAAGAUUUACUGAAGAAAAAUAAAUCAUUUCAGCAUAAGCAACAUUACAUUUCAUGUACUUAUCACUUGUUACUGCAAAGCCACUCCUAUUUAGUGAAAUCAGGUGACUGGUAACAGAACGCUCUAUAUGGUAUUUUACCUUUUUCCCUUUAAUUAUGAUGCAAGGAAAAAAAGCAACCAUUCUCUGUCCAAGAAGCCCAAUUCAACAAUUUUUAUGGAAGGGAUACAUCUGCCUUUCAUUUUUUGUUCAAAGCUGUCAUAGUAACAUUUAGAUUUCCUAAACAACAAUAAAAAGCAAAAAGAAAUAAAUUGCCCAAUACAAAAAAAAACCAACACCAAAGCAACAACAAAAACCUGCACUCCCAACCUUAGCUGCACAGCAUUUGCGUAUUAGAAAGGAAAAUCAGUGGUAUCAUUCAAAUGCUGCCAAAAACAUCUCUCACCCCCUAAACUGCCACCUGCUGUGGGUUUCAUUUAUUACUGUUGAAGAAGUGCCAGUUGGGCACUCUUCAAUUGCUGCUCAUCUAUCACAAGUGUUAGAACUGAGGAGCAGUACAACUGAAAUGUAACUGUGACUAUGAACAUGUCUGUGAACUGUAAUGUGGGAUACAAACUGUUUAUCUAUUUACAUGAAAAAUCCAGAAGCAUUUGGCCUUCAGCUACCAUUUAUUGCCUUGAAUGUUUUUGGCCCUCUAAAAGAACUUCCUAGGUGCUUUUGAUUAUUCCACUAAGAUAUGUUUCAGGCCCAGUCCCAGACAUCUUACUAGUGUAAAAUGCAAUAUAUAAUAGUGAUAAAGAGAAUGCUAUUACACUUAAAUGUAUACGUUAACUCUUUUAAUUUGAUUCCUUACCUUAGAUCCUUUAACCUUUUCUUUCAACAAACCGAUUUCGUCUGUCAAUGUUCAUUGGCAGAUGUCCUAUUUCAACAUUUCACUGAACAGGAAUCAAAUUGAUGCCCAUUUGUUAGCACAGGUAAGAGGAUACGAUGCAGACCCUUAAAUUCAGGAACGUUACAACAUUGGACAAGUCUUCAAACAAAACCAACUGCUAUUUAAUUGGUAUAUUUAUAUGCAACUUUCAGUUCUUGUUUUAUUAGCCCCAAAUUCACAAGAACAGUAUAAAGAGGCCAUAAUGUUAUCUAUCUAAUGUUUGUUGGAAAAAGUAAAAUCUGUUACAGCGUUUCAGAAAGUCAAAUGCUUUAUAUCUAAUAAUGUAAAGUCUUUGUUCUAGAGCCUGCAUUCUCUGAAAUAAAUUUCAAAUUUCAUCUUGCUAUUACUACUACUGUUAUGUAGCCAUUUGAAGUUUCUUAUCUAUUCAUCAGGGAGCUUCUUUUGUACUAUUCUUACUACUUUUAUCAGCAGUUACUUAAUACUGCAGAGACAUAAGCAAAGAAAAUUUGGCUUUUUGCUGAUUGUUAAGACACAAUGCUUUGCAGCACCAUCUUGUUCAUAAAACAGAAGCCCAUUAUUUCUCCAUAUUCAUAGGUAUUGUUAAAAUAUUAUUCAUUCACUGAGCAAAUGAGGUAAACAACUCGCUCCCAGAAACCAUUCUUCUCCAGCUUUUGUUUGGGGCCUGACAUGACACUAUGCUGUGAUCACUGCUAACAUAUGUGAAUGAAAACUGAUAUUCAUAAAACAGGAACCAAAGAUGUUUAUACAUAUGAAAAAUGUAACAACUGCAUACUCCAAGCAAAAUGAAGUAUUUUUCAAUUACAUAAGCAACACAUUUUUCUUUCUAAAACUUUACACAAAAGUACCUGAACUUGUUUGGACACUUGUGAAAUAAAAGUCAAGCACAGAGCUGCAUUAUUCACAAGAUGCUGCAAGAGCUUUCUAUGAAGGCAAAGGUUCUAUCAGCAACAGCAACACCUCAAACCAUACCAGUUCACUCCCACAAUAACUGAACAAAACAGGAGAUGAAGCUGCAACAGGAGUUAGAAGGAAACAAAGUACAGUGCAACAGGUGUCAGGUCUUCCUGAAAGCUUGUAUUAUCUGCUCUUGCAAUAUAAUUUGUAUUUGCUGUAAAUCAAAGAAAUAUAUUAAAUAAUUACACGUUUGAGUUUAGUGGUACUGCCUUUUGUGAGGUCCUUAUUCAACUAAGCAACAACUGAUUAUAGGAUUUGCUUAUACUCAGACAGGCGUCACACCUUCAUGGAGUUAUCUUUCCCUCUCAGUUAAUUGAAGCCUAUUCAGUACAGGAAAAUGUGAAAUUUCAGUUACAGCUACCCAGUGCUGAGACACAGUAUUUUUCACAGCUCUAAUAUGUUCUCAUACUGCAUCCACAAAAUUCAAAUUUUAACCUUAUUGUACAAUACUUCACAUACUUAACAGUCAGAUUAA
Messenger RNA from Phasianus colchicus (ring-necked pheasant), 3829 nucleotides. It is a transcript of the gene CLDN20, whose product is annotated as claudin 20. Lineage: Eukaryota; Metazoa; Chordata; Aves; Galliformes; Phasianidae. The record is from RefSeq and is a predicted model, not a curated record. Gene Ontology annotation, cellular component: membrane; bicellular tight junction. Gene Ontology annotation, molecular function: structural molecule activity.